AUGGCGGGCGCCCCAGCGGACGGCGACGUCCAUGGCCUAGCAACCUGCAUGAGCGCGCCAGAGGCAGCCGGGGCCGAGAUCUGCGCCGGGGACGGCGUCGACGCGGCCUCGGACUCGACCACGUCCACCGGCAGGGGCGAGGCCGGCGAGGCCAGGAAGGCCACCGUGCUGGAGACGCACGGCUACACCGUCGGGGAGACCAUCGGCUCGGGGUCUUACGCGACCGUCAAGGUCGCCAAGUCGGAGAACCACGACUGCAAAGUGGCCGUGAAAAUCGUGUCCAAGUUCCAGGCGCCCAUCGACUACCUCCGCAAGUUCCUGCCGCGCGAGAUAGAGGUGGUGAAGGGGCUGCGGCACCCGAACGUCAUGCGCUUCCUGCAGGCCAUCGAGACCACGCACAGAGUGUACAUCGUGAUGGAGUACGCGGCCAACGGCAGCCUCCUGGACGUCAUCAGGCACGAGUCGCACAUCGACGAGGCGCGAGCACGCCGUUGGUUCGGCCAGCUUGCCGACGCCGUGCAGUACUGCCACGACCUGGGCAUCGUGCACAGAGACAUAAAGUGCGAAAACCUGCUCAUGGAUGGGGACUUGAACAUCAAGCUCUCGGACUUCGGCUUUGCCCGAGGGCUGACGGCGUACCGGGGUGAAUCCGCUAGUCAAGGCGCAGGGGCCCACCUGUCCGAAACGUUCUGCGGUAGCUACGCCUACGCCUCCCCGGAGAUACUCCGCGGCGUCCCUUACCAGCCCCAGCUCGCGGACAUCUGGUCCAUGGGCGUGGUGCUGUACGCCAUCGUGUUCGGUCGCCUGCCGUUCGACGACUCCAACUUCAACCAGCUGCUCAAGCAGGUGCAGGCCAAAGUCCGCUUCCCCGACGAGCCGCGUGUGUCCGCGGCCUGCAAGGCGCUCAUCCGCCGCAUCCUGGCGCCAGCGCGCGCGCGGCCCCGCCUGUCCGCCAUCCGCGCCGACGCCUGG
Messenger RNA from Thrips palmi, 972 nucleotides. Its product is annotated as testis-specific serine/threonine-protein kinase 4-like. Gene Ontology annotation, biological process: protein phosphorylation; intracellular signal transduction; microtubule cytoskeleton organization. Lineage: Eukaryota; Metazoa; Arthropoda; Insecta; Thysanoptera; Thripidae. The record is from RefSeq and is a predicted model, not a curated record. Gene Ontology annotation, cellular component: cytoplasm. Gene Ontology annotation, molecular function: ATP binding; protein serine/threonine kinase activity; tau-protein kinase activity. The transcript has 7 exons. The annotation marks the transcript as partial.